Molecule: messenger RNA, 723 nt
Organism: Alosa alosa (allis shad)
Lineage: Eukaryota; Metazoa; Chordata; Actinopteri; Clupeiformes; Clupeidae
Gene: dnajc24
Product: DnaJ (Hsp40) homolog, subfamily C, member 24
Exons: 5
Coding region: 88-534 (148 amino acids)
Biological process (GO): positive regulation of ATP-dependent activity
Molecular function (GO): ATPase activator activity; ferrous iron binding
Source: RefSeq, a predicted model, not a curated record
CCGUAGGGACCCAUUAUGCCGAGACACACACCCAGAGAAGCAUGACAAGCUGAGUUGUCAACAUAGCGCAAUGAAGAUGUUUGGGAGAUGGCGAAGCAGCAUCCAAAGCAAAUAGAUUGGUACUCAGUUCUCGGGGCAAGUCCAAACGAUGGGUUACAAGAAUUGAAGCAGAAAUAUCAGAAGCUUGUCCUUCUGUAUCACCCGGACAAGCAAGGCCUGGACGUGGCACCAGGGGAUGCUGAUCAACGCCUGCAGCGGUUCAUCGAGGUGGACCAGGCCUGGAAGAUCCUAAGCAACGCAGAGACAAAGAGAGAAUAUGACCUACAGCUGCGUGCCCAGGAGCUGAAGCAGAGCUGGCCUGUGGAUGCUCAAGUCUCCCUUGAGGACAUGGACUGGGACAGUGACACUCAGUCAUACACUUAUGGCUGUCGUUGUGGUGGGGAAUUCAUCAUCGGGACAGAGGAGAUGGAAGAAGAAGCCAUUGUGUGCUGUGACACCUGCUCCCUCAGCAUUGAGAUUAAGAGGACUGCAUGAAAAUGAAACACACACACACUGACUUAUUGAAGAGGCCAUCCUGGAGAUUGAUUUUCUUUUCAACUGGCUCACAGGAGAGCAGAAGUUUCACCAUCAUGAGUCAUAUCCAUCCCAGACAUUUUUUCAAAAGUUUGCCUUAUUAUGAAAAUGUAGUUUUUUAUGUAAAUUAAAGUGAAAAGGUAAUACCUA